AUGGAACAAUUCGUAAAUUGUGUGCUGUGCUUGACCACCGAGCCCGAAAGCUUUCUCAAGGUGUACAGCGACGAAAAGCAAAGCACCGAUAUAGCAGCGGUAAUAACAAAACAUCUUUGGCUGAAACCGGCCAACGAUUCUUACGUGUGUAAUGAAUGUUGGAAAUGUUUGAACGAGUUCCACGAGUUUUACAAUAAGCUAGAAGCGAUACACUAUCCACCAGAUCCCGAAGAUUCCUCAUGCAACGCAAAAGACAUCAGACAAUAUCUUUUCGAAUUUCAUCCCGUGGAAGAUGUGAAAAUAGAAGAACUGUCACAGGAUGCAGAACAUUUGGAAGAGAUCGAGUAUGAAUAUUUGGAAGAGUGUAACGACGAAAGCGUAGACAAUGAAACCAAACCACGGAUUAGCUCUCGCCCCAAAAGGGCCAGUGCGGCACAGGCGAGCUACAAAAUGGAAGCGGCAGAUGCAGAGUGGGAAAAGGAUUACCUAGCGACCAACGACGACGAGUAUGAUGAUGAUGAUGCGGAUUACGAUGCAGACAUGAAGGAUGAAGCAGACUAUCUGGAAGCGGAUAAUGAUGAUAGCGAAGUUAUUGAUUACGGAAACCAUGACAUCAAACCGGAUGUAAACAUAAAGAAGGAAGUCGUUGCACCGGCGAAGCGAGGCCGAGGCAGACCCCCAAAACUAAAGACAGAAAAAGCUGUAAGGAAACCGGAACCGAAAAAGUUGCGCCGAAGGGGUCGGAGAAGGAAGACAUCCAUUACCAGCAGCGAAUCCGAGCUGGAAUCCGACUUUGACGACAUCGACAACGAAGAUUGGAAAAAGUAUGGCAAUACGUCGAGAAAAAAGACACGAAAGUCGCUCGGUUUCCGGCAGUUGCAGGAAAAGAUAUUUUCCUACGUGGAAGAAUUUACCUGCUAUUACUGUCCGGAGAAGGUGGUUUUCGAACGUUUCCAUCAUGCGAAUCUCCACUACAAGAAAGUGCACAACGAGCCAGCCUUCCUGAGGUGUCCCAAGUGUGGCAGAAAGUGUUUUACUCCGGGUGGAUUUGUGAGUCACAUGGAGACGCACGAAGAUCCGGAACGAAAUAAAUGUAAUAUUUGCGGUAAGGUCACGGAUCAACAAAUCACGCUCAAGAAGCAUAUGCGAGCGCAUCAGGAUAAGCUCGAAAAGGAUUUCCCUUACCCGUGCCAUCAGUGCACACGAAGGUUCGAGAACGAGGAGAAACGAGACAAGCACGAACGAUUGCACGGCCGGAAGGUGUUUAUCAAGAAGGAAAAGGGUCGCGAUCUGGAAUUGCUUGAGUUUUACAAACGCAUCUAUUGCGAUAUCUGCGAAGAAAGGAGCCCCGAAUCGACCUCGUUCGAUAACUUCUGGGAUCUGAAGGUGCACAUGACCGGGGAGCAUAACAAAACGCCCUACCUAAAAUGUUCACUAUGCGGUAAGAAGAAUGCCUGCCGCCAACAACUGAUGGUACACGUUGAUGUACAUAACAACCCGGAACACUAUCGGUGUGAAGUGUGCAAAGAAAUUCAUCAAAAUCUAGACAAACACAUGAUCAAAGCUCACACGCCGGAUACGUCGUUACCGGAUGAGAAAAACUACAGCUGCGAGCAUUGUGGCAAAAUGUUCAAAUAUCAGACGAACCUUCGUAGUCAUAUCGAUCGUGUGCAUGGUGUGAAGGAUGUUUGCUGUGACAUCUGCAACAAAUACUUCAAUCACAAAGCUCUAAGUGCCCACAAACGUUCAGCACACACGGACGAGAUGUUUAUGUGUGAACAUUGUCCGAAAAUGUUCAAAACACGCAGCGGUCUCGAAUCGCAUAAGAGUGACCACGAUGAAACGCUACGCAAAUCGGUUAAGUGUACGAUAUGUGGUAAGGAAAUGAGGCGCGGUGCCAGCAUGGCGAAACACAUGAAAACAAUCCACUCACAGGAGGAUCCGGUCAAGUGCGAUCUGUGCGGUAAGAUGUUCCGCACCACGUUCCACAUGUUGCGCCACCGGGCAAACACGUGCUCGGCCACAAUUGAUUCGCGUCCGUACAAGUGUGAAGUUUGCGGUAAAGGUUUCGCCAUGAAACUCACGAUGACCGAGCAUAUGACGACGCAUACGCGCACUAGCCUGUAUCAGUGUGCAUUUUGCUUCAAAACAUUUGGUUACAUUUCGAAUCUGUAUAAGCACCGGAAAAAGGCACAUCCGCUCGAAUGGCAGGAGGUACAGGCAAGACCCGAACAGGGAAUUGCAACCGUAAUCGAAAUACGUAACUAA
Messenger RNA from Anopheles marshallii, 2268 nucleotides. Its product is annotated as putative zinc finger protein 66. NCBI's taxonomy places the organism in Eukaryota, Metazoa, Arthropoda, Insecta, Diptera, Culicidae. The transcript has 6 exons. Bases 1 to 2268 code for a protein of 755 amino acids. The record is from RefSeq and is a predicted model, not a curated record. Gene Ontology annotation, molecular function: zinc ion binding. Gene Ontology annotation, cellular component: nucleus.